This is a messenger RNA of Clupea harengus (Atlantic herring), 1207 nucleotides long. RefSeq names its product 60S ribosomal protein L3-like. Bases 215 to 823 code for a protein of 202 amino acids. The record is from RefSeq and is a predicted model, not a curated record. The transcript is spliced from 5 exons. NCBI's taxonomy places the organism in Eukaryota, Metazoa, Chordata, Actinopteri, Clupeiformes, Clupeidae.
GGAUUUAUUCCGCUGCCUUCCUCUGAGAACACGUCCCCUCGGUGUCACACAAAAGCUAUCUUAAGCCUUGGUACUUUGUCCUAGUGUGACUGCACUCAAGUUGGAAUCGAUUGUUAAUUAUUUAAUGUUGACUGCAGGUGUUACGAGCCGUUGGCACAAAGUAGCUGCCCUGUAAGACCCAUCGUUGUCUGCGUAAGGUGGCCUGCAUCGGCGCAUGGCAUCCUGCCCGUGUGGCCUUCUCUGUGGCCCGUGCUGGUCAGAAGGGUUACCACCACCUGACGAAAUCAACAAGAUGAUCUACAAGAUUGGCCAGGGCUGUCUCACCAAGGAGGGCAAAGUGGUCAAGAACAACGCCUCCACAGAUCUGUCCAACAAGAGCAUCAACCCCAUGGGUGGCGUUGCCAGCUGUGGUGAGGUGACCAAUGACUUCCUGAUGCUGAAGGGCUGUACGAUUGGAAUCAAGAAGAGGGUGCUGACUCUGCGCAAGUCUCAGCUUGUGCAGUCCAGCCGCCAUGCUUUGGAGAAGAUGGACCUCAAGUUCAUCAUCGCCACUUCCAAGUUGGGACACGGUUGCUUCCAUACAGCAAUGGUUAAGAAGGCAUUCAUGGGACCACUCAAGAAGGACCGCAUGACCCGAGUUGGCUGGCUGUGGUCGCAUGUACAUUGUGUGCUGCAGCUAUUCAAUAAAAAGAAAAAAAGAAACUUGGUUUUUGUGUACACUUAUUUGCCAUACUGUGCUUGUAAAUGUAUCAAAGUGUUACUGUUCUGUGGUGUGCACACUGGGCCCUACACAGGAAUGCAGUCUUGCAUACUUUCAUCUUGACUGUUGCAAGUGUGAUUAAUGGAAGUAUUGCUGUAAAGUCCUCUGCAUUUAAUGUGUUGGAGUGAUCUAUUUAGUGAGAAGCGCCUUACCUCCAGAGACUAGUAAUGUGACGGUUGGCCUGUUCUGGACUCGCAGGCUAAAUGAAGAUUUUUGAGCAACAGACUUGGUAGUUGGCCAAAAUUGAGUUGGUUAUUCUGAAUUGGCUAGGCCUCUUGGUGAUCACGAAUGUUGCCACACAACGGGUAGUUUGGGUGGUGCACAUGGAAGAACGUGAUGCUUAUUUGAAGUGACCGCUCUGAAGAGUUAACUACAAUCUUGAGUGCACAGCAUCUUUAAUUAUGAGCGCUUGAAUACACCUGCAACAUUUGGUUUUCAAUCCUGUAU